AUGACGACUCACCCCAUGGACAUUGACAGCGACAGCGACGAUCUCACUCACACCUUGGGGCCCGGCGGAAGUGUCAUAAUUGCCGACGACCCUGAAGCUGACGAGAAGGCCAUUCCGUGGGUUGAAAAAUACCGCCCUCAGUCCCUCGACGACGUCGCCGCUCACCGUGACAUUGUUGAUACCAUUGAUAAGCUGACCACGGAGAACAGAUUGCCGCAUCUUUUAUUGUAUGGCCCACCUGGAACGGGCAAAACAUCAACCAUUCUCGCUGUGGCACGCAAAAUGUAUGGUCCAAACUUCCACAGUAUGAUUUUGGAACUCAAUGCAUCGGAUGACAGAGGAAUUGAUGUCGUGCGACAGCAGAUUCAAGAUUUUGCUAGUACUCAGAGCUUAUCAUUUGGUGUUAAGUCCUCUGUAAAACUGGUAUUGUUAGAUGAAGCGGAUGCCAUGACAAAGGAUGCCCAGUUUGCAUUACGUAGAGGUAUUAUUCCUGCACUUCAAUCUAGAUGCACUCGGUUUCGGUUUGCCCCUCUUGAUGCCAUCCAUGUCACUGAAAGACUGAAACAUGUUAUUGAGGCUGAAGGGCUUGAUGUUCAAGAUGAUGGUUUAGUAGCUAUUGUUCGGCUUUGCAAUGGUGAUAUGAGAAAGGCUUUGAAUACUCUUCAGUCAACAAAUAUGGCUACUCAGAAGAUAACAGAAGAAGCUGUUUACCUUUGCACUGGAAAUCCAUUGCCCAAAGACAUUGAGCAAAUAUCUUACUGGCUUCUAAACGAACAAUUUGCAGAUAGCUUUAAAAGAAUAGAUGAAAUGAAGACCAGAAAAGGGUUGGCCCUGGUUGAUAUUAUCAGAGAAGUGAUAAUGUUUGUUUUUAAGAUUAAGAUGCCUUCAGCUGUUCGAGUACAAUUGAUGAAUGAUUUGGCAGACAUAGAGUACAGAUUAAGUUUUGGGUGCAACGAUAAGCUUCAACUUGGAUCAGUUAUUGCUUCUUUUACACGUGCUAGAUCUGCACUGGUUGCAGCUGCUACAUAG
Sphenostylis stenocarpa is the source of this 1029-nucleotide messenger RNA. The record is from the annotation of a GenBank genome assembly. NCBI's taxonomy places the organism in Eukaryota, Viridiplantae, Streptophyta, Magnoliopsida, Fabales, Fabaceae.